Uloborus diversus is the source of this 2649-nucleotide messenger RNA. Its product is annotated as RNA-binding protein 25-like. The coding region runs from base 1 to 2415 and encodes 804 amino acids. Gene Ontology annotation, cellular component: spliceosomal complex. Lineage: Eukaryota; Metazoa; Arthropoda; Arachnida; Araneae; Uloboridae. The transcript has 17 exons. Gene Ontology annotation, biological process: mRNA processing; regulation of alternative mRNA splicing, via spliceosome. The record is from RefSeq and is a predicted model, not a curated record. Gene Ontology annotation, molecular function: mRNA binding.
AUGUCCGACCUCUCCGACGUGAAAAAAGGCAUGAUUAUUGGGGCUUGUUUCGCUGGAGCGUCCUCAUCCGGAACAGCCAGUCUUGUGGAUAUUUCAAGGACCACUGUAUCAAGGAAUCAUGUUGAAUCUCAACCUCAUGAAGCUCCAAAAGGUCCACCAGUUACAGUUUUUGUCGGAAACAUUACUGACAGAGCUUCAGAUGCUUUAGUUCGACAAAUAUUGCAGCGAUGUGGAAUAGUUCUGAAUUGGAAGCGAGUUCAAGGGGCAAAUGGGAAACUGCAGGCCUUCGGGUUUUGUGAAUAUGGCGAUCCAGAAUCUGCUCUUAGAGCAAUGCGAUUACUUCACGAUUAUGAACUUGGAGAGAAGAAAUUAGUUGUUAAAGUAGAUGGUAAAACCAAGGAAAAAUUAGAUGAAUAUAAAGCUAACAAACUUUCAAAAGUACAAGAUGAAGAUGAGAAAAAAACUGAAGAGAAAGAGGAUAGUAAUAAAGAAGAAGGUGAAACCAGUGAUGAUGCAUUAGAUGAGAUGACAAAACAAAGAGAUAACACAAUUAUGACCAGCCUACAAUUAUUGGUCAAUGCUCAUGCACUUGAACUGAAAAAACCAUCAGAUGAUAAAGAUAUUCCUCCUCCAUUGCCUGUAGUCGUUCCACUGGACAAACCACAGAAUUCAGGUAACAACAGUCCAAAACCACGAAGUGACUAUGAGAGAUUGAAAAAAAAUGAACUGGAUGAAAUGGAUUUAGAAGAAGAUAAAAAAUCUCUUAUACAUCGAGAAAUUGAUAAAUUCCGGGAUACUUAUAAGAGAGCAGAAGAAGAAAAAGAGAAAGAUAAGGAGCGCCGGCCACGUCGAAGAGAGUACGAAUCACCUGAACCUCGUUCUCGAGAUCGGGAGAGAGAAAGAGAUAGGGAAAGAGACAGAGACCGAGAAAAGAGGUGGUCAAAGGAACGCUCUCUCGGCAGAGAAGAAAGAAUUUCUAGAAGACGACGUAGUAGAGAGCGGGAAAGAGAGCACAAAUCUCCUAGGGAGUCUCCUGUUGUUACAAGGGAGCACAGAGAAAGAUCAAGAGAGAGACAACCUGAAAGGACGAGAUCAGAUUCUAGGGACCGUGUAGAAUGGAAUCGAGAAAGAGAUCGUACAGAUGACAAACCAAAGGAAAAAGAGCACGAUAAAGAUGAUGAUGAUGAAGCCUAUGAAAGGAAAAAGCAAGAAAGGAAAAUCAGGGAAAAGGAAGCUGUUUACCAAGAUCGUCUACGUAAUUGGACGGCAAGGGAGAGGAGGAAAGCCAAAGAAUAUGAAAAAGAAAAAACAAAAGCUGAUGAGCAGAGAAAAGAUGAAUCAAAAGAAGCUAGAAGAUUAAAAGAAUUCCUAGAAGAUUAUGAUGAUGAAAAAGAUGAUCCUAAAUAUUUCAAAGGAAGUGCUCUUGCUCGGCGAUUGAAAGAGCGGGAGAAGGAAAUUGAGGAAGAUAUAUUAGAUCGUCAGAAAGAGAAAGAAGAAUUGGAUGAAUUAAGAAAAAAACUUAUUGAGGAAGGACAUCCAGAUCCCGAAGCUGAAGUUGAAAGACUGUUGCUUGAAGAAAGCCGAAUAGUGGAACAACCAAGGAUAGAAUCCCCUGAAUCUGAACCAGAACCUGAAGUUCAACCUUCACCUAUCAAAAUGAAACCUAUAACAAAGACAAUAUCUUCGCCACCUGAAGAAAAAGAAGAAAGACUAGUUCAGAAAAGGACUAUUGUGGAAGAUGAUAUUUCUCAAAAUAGUUUUUCAGGCUUUUCUGAUGUUAUUGCUCAACCUGAGGAAGUGAAGUUAAUGGGAUUUGCUAGCAUAAGGCUUGGUGCAAGCCCAACACAAAAUUCCAGUCCAGUUCCAACUAACAAUCAUGCAAUUAGUAAAAGAAAAGUAACAACUGUAGAUGAUGUUUUCAAUGACAAUGAUGAAGAAGCUGAACCUAAGAAGAAAAGAAAAUUAAUACCUUUGGAUGAUAAUCAUGAAGAUGAUUUGAACAAAAGUCCUAAUUCUGUGUCACAAAUGACUAUUGAAGAAAAAAGAAAACACAUAAAAAAUUUAAUAGAAAAAAUUCCAACAGAAAAAGCUGAACUGUUUGCUUAUAAUUUAGAUUGGACUGUCGUAGAUAAAAUCCUAAUGGAAAAAAGAAUCCGCCCUUGGAUUAAUAAAAAAAUUGUGGAAUAUAUAGGUGAAGAGGAACCAACAUUAGUUGAAUUUAUCUGUUCUAAAAUAAUGGCUGGUAGUGCAGCGCAAAGUAUUUUAGAUGAUGUUUCAAUGGUCUUAGAUGAAGAAGCUGAAGUUUUUGUUGUGAAAAUGUGGAGGCUACUCAUUUAUGAAAUAGAAGCUAAAAAAUUAGGAUUAGUUUGUAAAGCUGAUGCCACUCAGGAAAAUUCCAUUCAAGGCAAAACAUGAAAUUGACUUCAACAUUCUUAGGUGAAAAUGUUUCUCAGUUCAGGCUAAUACAAGACGUGAAGCCUGCCUAAUAACUGCAAUUCUGCAUUGUAAUUAUAUCAUCACAUGAACUUCCAGAGAAAAAUCUCUGUACAUUAACCAGUUAUUGUAAUGUGUGUAUAAAGUGAAAAAAAAGGACACAAUCAAUGUCUUUUGAAAACUUAUUUUUAUGUUCAUUAAAUGUUCUGUUCUUAA